Molecule: messenger RNA, 2777 nt
Organism: Lepisosteus oculatus (spotted gar)
Lineage: Eukaryota; Metazoa; Chordata; Actinopteri; Semionotiformes; Lepisosteidae
Gene: insig1
Product: insulin induced gene 1
Biological process (GO): SREBP-SCAP complex retention in endoplasmic reticulum; cholesterol biosynthetic process; cellular response to insulin stimulus
Cellular component (GO): endoplasmic reticulum; SREBP-SCAP-Insig complex
Source: RefSeq, a predicted model, not a curated record
GGCCGCCGGGGCUGUGGUGCGGAGCGGCAGUCGGGUUUGUUCCCCCCUUCCAGUGAGGAUGUGACUUAAAAAAAAAAAAGACGUGACCGUAAAACGCCAGCCGCCGCAUUGAACGACGAGGCAAUCAGAAGUGUGGAAGGCAACCAGUUUUCAUCUUCUCUCACCCACUAACUGGAGGUCGAGCUGCCAAAUGCCAAGGCUGGAGGGACACUGCUGGAGCUGCUCCUGUUCGACGAGGGUCAAAUCGAAGUACCUCUCCAGCGCGUCCUGGCUGGCGUCUAAAGCCGGCGAAAUGAUGACGAUCAUCUCGGCCCUGCUCGGCCACGCUUACGGCUCCCUGCACCACCUCCAGGCCGCCAACCUGCUCCGGCGGGGCCUGGUGCUCUUCACGGUGGGGGUGUUCCUGGCGCUGGUGCUCAACCUGCUGCAGGUCCAGCGGAACGUCACCCUGUUCCCGGAGGAGGUCCUCGCCACCCUCUUCUCCUCGGCCUGGUGGGUCCCGUUGUGCUGCGGCACGGCCGCGGCUGUGGUAGGACUGCUGUACCCCUGCAUUGACAGCCAUCUUGGGGAGCCCCACAAGUUUAAGAGGGAAUGGGCCAGUGUCAUGCGCUGCAUCGCAGUGUUUGUUGGGAUCAAUCAUGCCAGUGCUAAACUGGACUUUGCCAACAAUGUUCAGCUGUCACUCACCCUAGCAGCCCUUUCACUGGGGCUGUGGUGGACAUUUGACCGAUCAAGAAGUGGCUUUGGACUGGGAAUUACAAUAGCUUUUCUUGCCACACUCAUCACGCAGUUCCUCGUGUACAAUGGCGUGUAUCAGUACACGUCGCCAGACUUUCUGUAUAUCCGCUCCUGGCUGCCAUGUAUCUUCUUCUCAGGUGGAGUCACUGUUGGAAAUAUAGGGCGUCAGCUAGCAAUGGGUGGUGCGGAGAAACCCCACAGUGAUUAAAAGUGAUGGAGCAUCAGAGAAGAAAGGGACAUGGUGCCAAUGUGGAGCGUCAGGACAUCGAGAGCGUCUCUGUACUCAACCUCCAGAUCAUCACGGAUACAUUUCAGUGGAAAGAGUCGGGCAUUUAAGUUAAUCACCUUUAAGUAAAGUAAAGGUGGGGACAUACACGCAGGAUCAGAUGUGCCAAUCCUAGAAUCUCACAAACCCGUGUGGCCAAAAUGUUUUUCCAUUCUUACCAGCUCAGCUCACGUUCCUGUGUUUAGCAGAUCAGUGUUUUGCCCUUGAAAAGGGACUGAGUUCAAGACUGGCUUUAUGAAGAAUCGACUUGUGGUGCGAGAGUAGGUCUGGAAUACUGGGAGAAGAGGAGUGGUGCUACAAAGGUUGUUUUUUUUUUGGUUUUGGUUUUGCACGAGUGUAAACUUCUGUCAAUGAAAGGGAAAUAUUUCGGGGCUGUGCAAAAAUGUCUAAAAUGGUAUUUAAAAUCGCCACAGUCGAGAUUUUUGGUAUCGGUGUAAAUAUUUUGAUAUAGAGAAAAUGACAUUUCAUAUGAGACCAGCAUUAUGAAGUGCAUUAGAGACUUUGGACUUUCUAAGCUUGUGGCAAAGAAUCUGAUUAAAGAAAACAUACCUAUUUUAAUGUUAUUGAAAUCUUAUAUACUGUAACCCAUUGCAAGAAGAUUUUAUAGGCACAUGGCUGAAAACUCCUUGAACAUUUCAAGUAGAUAGGCAGCGGGAUUUUUUUUUUCUUGAUGUGCAUUGAAAAUGUAAAUCUUUAAGGAACAUUUUGAAUAAUCACAAUAACCUUAUCAGUAUCAAAAUUGAAAUGAUUAAUGAAGCCUCUAAGGCUACCACUUGUUUUUCUCCAUUUACUGUAUAUGAAUACAUUAAGAUUCUUUAUUUUUUCACUUGGUUUCCUUUUCUCUAAAUUUAUAAAAUGUUUUUUUUUAACAUUUCAACCUAAAUUUGAUACAAAGUCAACCAUGUAGGCGAACGCAUCUAAGCCAAGGAGUAUUCAUAUAUAAGAAAGAAAGGCAUUUUUGCAGAGCCUUAGAAAAUUUGCAAUCUAUGAUUGCCUUUGUAUAAUAGAAUUGAGUGCUUUUGUCACUAUUAAAGUUAUUAUUUGUAAAUAUGUUGUUUAUAGCUUGCAUAUGUAAUAGCUUCUGUAUCUAAUCGGAAUAUUAUUGCCAUGCUAGACCAAGUUAGCAGUUAUUGGGUCUAGAUGAUUAAAGUGCAAUCUAUUUAAUACCAGAGCCUUGUAUUCUUUUGUAUAUUUAUUUCUGCCAUUUGUUACAUGAAUUGAGAAUCCUUCAGUUCUUAAGCAGCAAGGUGAUAAACCACGCAAUAAUAUCUUCCAAAUGCUUUCCUUUGUUUUAACCCUAGCUGUCAGAAGUUAUUUUUUAAGUUGAAUCUUUUUAAUGCUGUCAUUAAGUUCAUAAAUGAUAGCUUCCUGUAAAUACCACUGACCUUUACCACUGUAAGAGAACUGAAAUUAUGACAAAUUGUGCUUUUUACUAUAUCUGUGUUUAAACAUACGUUUGCAAGAUUCAGUUGGGUUCAGUAUGCUGAGGAACAUUGAAAAUGAGAGGUAGAAAUCGAAAUUGGUGAAGUAUAUUUUAAAGGCUUAUAUUCACACAGAAAUGCUGCUAUAUUUGCUCCAUUUGAAUCUAUUCCCUGUCUCAGCUCAGGGUGGCCAAAACGAAGGUAAGAAAAAAAAAAAGCUUUAUUUUUUGGGCGGGGGUUGAAGUUCAGUUUAGGGUGCUUUAUAUUGUGUAUUCAGUUGUGUAUCAGUUCUGCAUUACUAAAUGAAAAAUAAAGAAUAUUAAACUGUGAAA